AUGAUCCCCAGGAGGUACUUCUGCUCUUCUUGUUCAGCUCAGCCUUGGCUUUUUGUGGGCUUAGGGAACCCUGGUGAUAAAUACAAGGGAACCAGGCACAAUGUUGGAUUUGAACUGAUUGAUGCAUUUGCAAAGUCCGUCGGAAUUUCAAUGGACUCAAUCCACUGUAAAGCUAUGUUUGGGUUUGUAAACGGUGUUCCUGUUUUCCUUGCAAAACCACAAACGUAUAUGAACCUUAGUGGUGAAUCUAGUGGUCCGCUAGCAGCUUAUUACAAGCUCCCUCUCAAUCGUGUGAUUGUGUUUCAUGAUGACAUGCAGUUGCCUUGUGGCGUGCUUCGUCUGAAUCCCAACGGGGGUCAUGGAGGUCACAAGGGGCUGAAGAGCGUGAUGCAUAACUACCGCGGAAAUACAGAUUUUCCUCGAUUGAGAAUAGGUAUUGGGAGGCCUCCAGGUCAAAUGGAUCCAAAAGCAUUUUUGCUGCAAAAGUUCAAUGCCACAGCUUCGGAACGGAUUGACGCUGCCCUAAGAGAAGGGGUUUACGCGUUGGAGCAAGUUUUGGCCAAAGGGGUAUCGGAGAGUGCGAGAUGGUUUAAUACUGAUCAGAAGUACAAGCACAUGAGGCUGCAGAACAUGGCAGCAUAA
Molecule: messenger RNA, 642 nt
Organism: Oldenlandia corymbosa var. corymbosa
Lineage: Eukaryota; Viridiplantae; Streptophyta; Magnoliopsida; Gentianales; Rubiaceae
Source: the annotation of a GenBank genome assembly